AUGGAUCCAGAUAGUUAUUGCACAGCUAUUGUUCCGAAACGCGAAUAUCAGCAACUUAUUCGACGUUAUGAUGAACCAUUUGUUACAUUAAUAUUACAUUGCGAUGAUUAUUCAAUAAAAUUAACUGGCUUGGCACUGCCCGUUCAUUGUCAUUAUGCUGAAGAAUUUGAACAAUAUAGUUCUACGACUACAUCUUCAUGUUUUUCAAUGAGUAGCACGAGGCAUUUUUAUCAUAAAGAUGCACACGGUGUUAAAGAAUUAAUAUCACAAGAUAUAUAUCAUCGUGAAAUGGAAUUAUUAGCUAAAUAUUAUGUGGAUUCAAAUAAGGAUCAAAAUGAAUCAACAUCUUUAUCAACAUUAUUAAGCAUGAACAAGAGCAUUCUUAAUUUACAAACACAUUGUUGCGUUUGUAAACAAACAUUAGAAUUCUAUGAUCGGAGUAAGCUUGAACAUGUUAUUUAUCAUGGACGUUCUUAUAAACGACGUGGUAGUACUAACAAUUACACAAUAGGAUAUCAUUAUAAAAAUGGCGAAAUACAUUUUGGGUAUAUCGAAUAUUUUGUUAAUUGUAAAUGUGAUGUUAAAAUCAAAAUUAAUAAAUUAAAAUAA
This is a messenger RNA of Didymodactylos carnosus, 609 nucleotides long. NCBI's taxonomy places the organism in Eukaryota, Metazoa, Rotifera, Eurotatoria, Philodinida, Philodinidae. The record is from the annotation of a GenBank genome assembly.